This is a messenger RNA of Apis cerana (Asiatic honeybee), 4033 nucleotides long. RefSeq lists its product as uncharacterized. NCBI's taxonomy places the organism in Eukaryota, Metazoa, Arthropoda, Insecta, Hymenoptera, Apidae. The record is from RefSeq and is a predicted model, not a curated record. Gene Ontology annotation, biological process: sensory perception of sound.
GUACAGUUACUGACGGCCCGUACCGUGAACGAUCGCCGUCGUCGACCGUCGUCACCGUGUCGUCGUCGUAUAGAGUCGCGGUUUUACCAUGCGCUGCUCUUGAUAAACGUAUGCGGUUAGUAAGUGGCGGCUACUCUUUCUCUCUCUAUCUGUCUGUCUGUCUCUCUUUCUCUCUCUUCUCUUCUCUCCUCCAAACGCUCCUUCCACGAACGUUUCGUUUCAACGAACUCCUGCAUUCACGUCGUUUCUCCAAGGAGGCAAAUUUUCUCCACGUCUCCUUCGCGGAUGUUUCCAGAUCGUUCGCAAUUGUUCUUUAAAAGCGUUUUUCGAGUGCCGAUUAAUCGCGGCUACGACUUAUCUCGCGGACACGGACGAUAAUUAUUCCCAGCGGAGAUCAAAAACAGUGUCGCAGAUCGAUUGCGUUCGAUCGGUUAAAGAGCAUUGGAAGUUAUUGCAGGAGGAACACUUUCUGUCUUUCUGUGCGCCGGAUUCGAAGUAAAAAACGUGGUGAUCGAAAGUCUAGUAUCCAUUGGAUCUGGAUACGAGAACAAAGUAUCGACACUCGUCGACGAUUUCGCGCGCAGUGGGUCCGGAAAUCUGCAAUAUGUCGCGCCAUAUGUUGCGUUCCUCGUCGUGAAAUUAUCGCCUACGUGACUCGUUACGUGGAAAAAUUAUUAAAUCUCGUCUGAAAAAAACCUAUCCUCACGUGGCAAUUAACUUGAUUUCAUUCUAGUAAUUCGAAUCACCCAUCCGUGUCAUCAACGCGCUUUUACGCGUUACGUAUUUAAAAUUACCGAUCGAGGAUUCCAACGCAUUUCCAAUCACACUUGUCGACGCACCCGUAAAAAUUAUUCCGAUUAAUUAAUUAAGAGAUCCCAAGCGCAUUGUAUACAUACAUAUAAAAAUCUGAUUUCCGCAGGCAGAGAAAGGGAGAGAGAGAGAGAGAAAAGGAAAGAAAAGAAAAGAGAGAAGGGAAAAGAGACGCGCGUACGAAGAAACGGGAGAAAGCAGAGGAUCGGUUCGGUUGAUGACCAGGUGUAUCUCGUCGACGUAGUGACAGUGUCCUCGAAUGUGUAUAUGGACGAGGUCGCCACGAUGACCGUUCCACCGACACUGCCGGCCAAGACUCAGCCCCCGAGUCAGGUUGCCCGACAGACUGUGUCAAUCCGAACUGUUUCCAAUCCCCCCACAGCUCCUCUGAGCACAGGGGCCGGAGCAACGGUAUUCGUCGGUCUGGCAGCUCCUGGCGUCGAUUCCUCGGCAGCCUGCAGAAGAAGAAUCCCGGAAGUGCAAGCCGCGAACGGGUACGGUAAGCAGAGUGGCGUGAAGUCGGCGCAGAGCUCUCAGAACCAGCACCAACAACAGCACCACGCGCAACAACAACAGCAACACCAUUACAACAAUCAUUAUCAGCAGCAGCAGCAGGCGGCCCAUGUGGUGAAAAUCAAGAUCAAUCCGGAUGGUGAGAAGAACGGAAGGGUGAUAUCGACCGUACGAUUGACGCUGGACGAGAAGGUGGUCGGGCACGAAGCCGAGAAGGAGAACGGGAUCGCGUGCGAACGUUCGGGCAAGCGUGACGGUGGUGUGGUCGUGAGUGCGACGAAUCUGGUGAACGAGCAGCGUUGUGGAAGUGGCGGUGUCGGUGACGGCUGUGUGAGGAUCAGUGUCGGCUCGAACGCCUUCGAACGCAACAACAAUCACGAUAACAGUAAUUUACGCAAGGACAAGCGCGAUCGGAACCACGAUAACACCGAAGAAAAAGAUAUGGUACUGCACCGUGAAACGUCCGUCGAACCUCCUAUGAACGCCUCCUCCCCCAAUAAUAAUCGUUCCACGGCCUGCUUCUAUUACAACUCGUAUCCCGGCCAAUUGAACGGGAUGGUGAUGUCCAGCGGCCAAUGCUCCCCCAGCGACACGCUGGACAGCGGGACCUGCAGCGACCUGGACGGCACACCGCCACCGCUUCCCAAGAAGAAGAACUCGAGUACGGUUAUCCUGGCCAGCGAUCAGCACAAUCGUACCGGCAGUUUGACCAGCAGCGGAGCGGAAGUGGACAGCGACGACAACGAGAGCAACAUCAGCUGCGAUUCCUUGAACGGUGGCGAGUUGACCGACAGAAUAGCGAACGGUGGCAUUAACGGGAACGAGGCUGGCAGGCCAUCCUUGGAAUUUCCAGAACGAUCGGAGAAUUGCCGUGUGAAGAACGGGGUGGAUCGUGAGAAGUACAGGGACACGGGGAGCGGGACCAUCUUGGCGUUGAACCGGCUCGACCUGUCCACCGAUCAGAACGAGGAAAAUCGAAUUCACGAGGAGGAAUCGAGCGCGGCCGCUUCGAGCCCUGAGAUCGACUCGAGUUCUUGCUCGACCAGAGCUUCCCCCAGCGUGUCUCCCUCGCCGUCUGGGACUUCCUCGUUGUCGAAAGCCUCCUCCACUCCGAGGAUCAGGAGUCCGGUCCUGGCCACCGAGCAGAACGGCAGGCUAUCGUCCCCGGUUGUGAAGGAGUGCACUUACGAGGAGAGGAAGCAGGAGCAGGAGAGGCUGGAGCAAGAAUCAGGUGACGUGGACACCAGCGUCAAUCCUUUGACCGGGAAGAAAUACGUGUACGAGUACGACAGGUUCUAUAAGUUUCACAUAAACGAAUUGAAGGGGAACAAAGACAGUGGUAGGGGUGUGGUGUUAGGCGAUAAGGAAACCGACGAGUGUUUCGCCGGUUACAAGAUCCUCGAGAAGGAAGCCAUACGCAGUGCCAAGGGAACUGUGCGCGGUGUCAAAAACAGGGUUCGCGCUGGGAUCGCGACGUUCCUUCAGAAACCCUCUUCUCAGGCGUACAUAAAGAAGGAAUUGGGUAAAGUGGUAGUGUACACGACGACCUCUGGUAUCGUGAGAAAAACGUUCUACAACUGCAAGAAGGUGAAGCAAAUCCUGAGGACGCACAUGGUCAAAUACGACGAGUUGGAUUUGUUUGGGGAUGCUGAGCUGCAAACAGAGCUGAGAGAUCGCUUGGGCUCCACGGUGAUACAGUUGCCCCAGCUUUUCAUCGAUGGGCAACAUAUCGGGGGAUUCGACACCGUGGAGCGACUCAACGAAUCUGGAGAGCUGAGAGAGAUGCUUAAGCCCUACCAGAGCGAGGACGCCUGCACAGUCUGCCUGUUCUGCGGAGGUUACCAGUGGCAGCUGUGUCCUGUUUGCAACGGAAGCAAGAGAUCCGUUCACCGCAACGACUUCACGGCGGAAUUCGUCGCCUUGAAAUGCGCGAAAUGCGACGUGAACGGUCUCAUCCGAUGCCCCCAUUGCUGAGCAAAAAAGAAAAAAGAAAAAAGAAAAAAGAAAAAAAGAAAAAAAGUAAAACGAGAAACAUCGUCGUCCCUGGCAAUUGGCAUCGAGAGGAAUCCGCUGCCCUUACGCUGCCCUCCCUGUUUAAGACUAAGGUGCUACGAGAAGUAUAUCGCAUGUUGAAUGAACACGUCACGGUGGGUUACACGUUCUCGCGAGAGAUCACGAUUAUUCGAGACCGGCGUGCAAACGCUCUCUUCAGUCUCUUUCUUUCUCUCUCUUCCUCUUUUCGUUUCGUUCGAAAGACGAAAUUGGAGACGAUUCGUGGAAGGGAAGAUUUCGAGUAGGAAGAUUUACGAGAUACAAUGGCGUUCGCACGCACAUAUUUUGAAUAUCGAAUGACGCGAUGAUCGCGAGAUCUCUCGCCAUGUGAAUUGUAAAAUAUCGACUAAUAAAACUUAUCUAUAAUGUUUUGUAACAUGCAAUUCGUGAGUUUGUUUUUUUGUUUCUUUUCUUUUUUUUUUCUUUUCUUUUCUUUUCUUUUUUUCGCAGACCUGUAUUUCUCCUUUCCCACAUUUAAAUUCUUCUACUUCUGUGGCCGAUUUUUUGUGAAUAAGCGAAUUUGGAAGAGCGAUUAUGAUGUAAAGAUGUUUAAAGAUAAUUGAUUUAAGGAUUCGAUUCUUAAUGUAAUUAAUAAAGAAGAAUUAUUGUAUCUUUCUCCACGUAUAUUUAUUUAAUAAACUGAGAAGUGACCUGGAAA